Molecule: messenger RNA, 2163 nt
Organism: Colletotrichum aenigma
Lineage: Eukaryota; Fungi; Ascomycota; Sordariomycetes; Glomerellales; Glomerellaceae
Gene: NOP9
Product: Nucleolar protein 9
Exons: 1
Coding region: 1-2163 (720 amino acids)
Biological process (GO): endonucleolytic cleavage to generate mature 5'-end of SSU-rRNA from (SSU-rRNA, 5.8S rRNA, LSU-rRNA); endonucleolytic cleavage in 5'-ETS of tricistronic rRNA transcript (SSU-rRNA, 5.8S rRNA, LSU-rRNA); ribosomal small subunit export from nucleus
Cellular component (GO): preribosome, small subunit precursor; 90S preribosome; nucleolus
Molecular function (GO): RNA binding
Source: RefSeq, a predicted model, not a curated record
AUGCCUAAGCCGAGAACGAAACGUCAAGCUAUUCGCGACGAGCGAAAGAAGAAGAGGAGAGAGACACACGAAGCCAACUACGAUGCCAAGGACGAGGAGCGGCAAUCGAAGCGCAGACGUACCGAGGACGAGUCGCAAGAACAUGGCGAAGAAGGGGAGCAGCAAGCCUACGACGAUGCGGGCGAGCAGCAACAGUCGUUCCCCAGCAAUGGCCCGGAGAGGGAAUUCUUUGGUAUGCUCGCCGACGAAGAGCAGGAGUACUUCCGCCGCGCCGACGAGAUGCUCGAAUUGAACCAGUUCCCCUCCCCCGAGGAUCGCGACAUCUUCCUCCAGAGCGUCUACAAGGAGGCACAGGGCAAGGAGCUCAAGCUGGCUAGCAGUCAAUCGCUGUCGCGUCUGAUGGAGCGGUUGAUUCUUCUGUCGAACACCAAGCAGAAGAAGCAAAUCUUCAAUGCAUUUGCGACGCACUUUUUGUCUCUUGUCCAGCACAGAUUUGCGAGCCAUUGCUGCGAGACGCUGUUCCUGCAGUCUGCACCCGUCGUUACACAAGAGCUGGGAGGCGUUGUCCCUGAGGAGAAGAGCGAGGAAGAUACGGAGAUGCAAGAUGGCGAGGAGCCUGUGGAAGAGAGCACAAUGGAGAAUCUCUUCCUCAUGACCUUGGACGAGUUUGAGCAACACAUGGGCUUUCUGCUCACCGACCGAUUUGGAUCCCACACCCUCAGAGUGCUCCUGGUCGUGCUCUCUGGUCGUCCGCUGGAAGAUGCGGCAACCAAGUCCUUGUUGAAGAGCAAGAAGAAGGAGCACAUCACCGUUCACGGCGCCAAUGCCAACACACAGGAUCUCAACACCCAGCUGAGGGCUGUCCCGGAGUCCUUCACCAUGGCCACCAAGAAGAUCAUCCAGGACGCCGUAUCUGGUAUGGACUUCACAUCUCUGCGCGUUCUCGCGAAGCACCCGACGGGCAACCCCCUGCUCCAGCUUCUCCUCGAACUCGACAUCUCUCUCAACCACAAGAACGAUAAGUCGUCCGCAUCAAACCAAGACUCGCUUCUCUACAGACUGCUCCCGGAUGCCCCCAAGUCUCUCAGCGACACCACCUCCGAAGCUGCAGACUUCGUCAACAGCAUGGUGUACGACCAGAUUGGCUCCCGUCUUCUCGAGACCCUCAUCACCCACUGCCCGGGCAAGAUCUUCAAGGCCCUCUCCCACAACUUCUUUGGCGAGCGCAUCGCAACCUACGUCCGCAACGACAUCGCAUCCUACCCCGCCCUCCGCGCUCUCAACCGAUUCAGCAAGGACGACCUUAUUGAAGCCGCUAAGAAGAUUUUGCCCAUCGUGCCAACCCUGGUCACGAAACACCGCUACAACGUGCUCAAGACUCUCUUCGAGCGUUGCGAGGCCCGCCAGGCUUACGAGGAGAAGGCCGCCCUCACCAAGGCUCUCACGGACGCUCUGGGUGGUAACCCCAAGGACCUAAUUCCGAAGCUGUGCCAUCUUGUCGAGGAAGAGCCCGAAGAGGAGGAGCAGAAGUUUCAGCAAUCCCAAGCGCCGCAGAACAAGACCGCCAUCGCCGCGCACGGCGCCCACCUCGCCUCAACGAUGUUCAAGACCCCGGGUCAGCCCUCCAAGGUCGCUCAAAAGUCGCUCAUGGCCCUCCCCUCCGAUCUACUUUACCAACUCGCGACACAAUCCAUGCCGAAGAUGGGCGUCCUCACAACCGCCCUUGCCAGUCCCGCCGCACCCCAGAACGAGUUCUUCCACAAGGCCCUUGUCGGUGCCCUCGCACCCCAUGUCGGCGACCUCGCUCAGUCUCAGACCGGCCACAACGUCGUCAACGCCAUCGUCGAUAUUCCCUCCCAAGGCAAGGACCGUUCGGUUCCGCUCCACGUGAAGCAGACCAUUAUGGCCUCGUUGGCGGAACACGAGCGGACGCUGCGUGAGUCGUGGUUUGGUCGCAGUGCCUGGAGGACGUGGAAGGGUGACAUGUGGAAGACGAGACGGUCUGAUUGGGUCAAGUGGGCGAAGGGAGCCGAGGGUGAAGGGGAGGAGGUGAAGCUGAAGCCGUGGCAGAGGAGGAACUUGGAGCAGAAGAGGGCACAAGCGGGUAAACCCCAGCCCAAGGAGAAGAAGGAACUGGUGGAGGAGAACGGGGAAGAAAGUUAG